UUGUAAAAUCAAAACUUCCGGUUUCAAUUUUCACAUGGGUUGCAUUGAUUUUUAAGUCCUGUAAACAUUUAUUGGCCAUUGAAAAUGGCAACUUGGUCAAUGAACCAGUAUUUUCAAACAUUAGAUGAUGCCUUACAAGAAAGAGAUGGGUUGAAAACAGCAGAAUUACUGUCAUUCCAACAUCCACACAUUCAAAAUCCUCGACUACAGGUAGAGCAUCCAGAAUCUCAGGUCCAGAGAGUUUUUGAUAGUCCAUUUGAUGAAAUGAUUGCUGCUCAUUUAAGGUGUUGCUGGGCUGUAUCAAAUCAUGAUUUUAUUGAAGCCUAUGGCUGCCAAUCUGUUGUUGCACAAGCAUUCAACAAGAUAUUUCAGAGUCAAAAGGAUGAAAACUGGUCAUUGCCUAUAAUGUUUAAUAUAUUUAUAGAUCUGAGAUUGUUUGCCAACAGUGGAGAUAUACAAGCUGUACACAAAGGAAAGGGUAAAAUGGGAGACAGAUUAGAGAAAGCUGCAGAUCUUAUCAUGGGCUGUUUUAGAGUCUGUGCCAGUGAUAAUCGAGCAUCUGUAGAAGAUUCCAAGAAAUGGGGAAUGUUGAAUCUUGUUAACCAGCUGUUUAAAAUAUACUUUAAGAUAAACAAAUUACACUUGUGUAAGCCACUGGUGAGAGCUAUAGAUAGUUUACCGAUGAAAAACAGAUUCUCCCUGUCUCAACAAGUAACAUUUAAAUAUUAUGUUGGAAGAAAGGCAAUGUUUGACAGCGACUACAAAGCAGCUGAAGAAUAUCUAACUUUUGCCUUUGAAAGAUGUCAUAAAAGAAGCAUGAAGAAUAAAAGAAUGAGUUUAAUUUACUUAUUACCUGUUAAGAUGUUGUUGGGUAAAAUGCCAAAACCCCAAGUGUUACAGAAAUAUGAUUUAAUGCAGUUUGCUGACGUUGCUAGAAGUGUCAGUACUGGUAACCUGUUGAAGUUAAAUGAAGCUCUUCAAAGAAAUGAAACCUUUUUCAUUAAGUGUGGUAUAUAUCUUAUCUUGGAGAAGCUAAAGAUAAUUACCUACAGAAAUUUAUUUAAAAAAGUAUAUUUAAUAUUAAAGACACAUCUGUUACCAAUAGAGUCCUUUACAGCAGCUUUGAGAAUGAUGCAGGUAGAUGAUAUAGACAAUGAUGAAACAGCAUGCAUUAUUGCAAACUUGAUAUAUGAGAAUAAGAUCAAAGGUUACAUAUCUCACCAGCACCAGAAAGUAGUGGUCAGUAAACAGAAUGCAUUUCCUGUACUUUCAUCAUGAAUAAUAAUUAUUACACCAAAGUAGAGAUACUCUAAAUACAUGUGUCACAUACGUCUUGUCACAAAUAUGUAUGUGUCACGCAUGUCAUAUCACAGAUGUGACAACAAACUUGGGCAGCUGAGAUGUUACAUUU
Molecule: messenger RNA, 1411 nt
Organism: Mytilus trossulus (common blue mussel)
Lineage: Eukaryota; Metazoa; Mollusca; Bivalvia; Mytilida; Mytilidae
Product: PCI domain-containing protein 2-like
Exons: 15
Coding region: 85-1278 (397 amino acids)
Biological process (GO): transcription elongation by RNA polymerase II; post-transcriptional tethering of RNA polymerase II gene DNA at nuclear periphery; poly(A)+ mRNA export from nucleus
Cellular component (GO): transcription export complex 2
Molecular function (GO): double-stranded DNA binding; RNA binding
Source: RefSeq, a predicted model, not a curated record